Closterium sp. NIES-65 is the source of this 4773-nucleotide messenger RNA. The record is from the annotation of a GenBank genome assembly. NCBI's taxonomy places the organism in Eukaryota, Viridiplantae, Streptophyta, Zygnematophyceae, Desmidiales, Closteriaceae.
AUGAAGCAAAAGCUUUCCGUGAAGCCGCAUCCGCAUCAACCACCAAUCUCAGUCACCCUAACAGACGAGGCUGACGUGGCAAACGAAUGGGUCCAAUCCUUCGCCGGGUGGGACGUGACGUCAGGCCACCAGCACCGGAUCAUGCUCGGCAUGGACAUCAAAUGUCAACCAAUCAGAUCGCGAGGCCGGGAAGGCAGCGUGGCGCUAGUCCAGCUCAGCAACAGCUCCCACUGCCUGAUUCUCCAAAUGCUCUACAUCGAUCGAAUGCCUGAAGAAGUCGCGGAGCUUCUCGAGAACCCCGACGUGCCGAUCGGUGGGUGCGGGAUCGAGGCCGCGGCGAAGCUGCUCGAAACCGACUACGGGUUACCAUGUAACGGGAUCGUGGAGCUGGGACAGCUCGCGGCGAAGAUCUACCACAACAAGCGGUGGCGACAAGCGGAUUUGGACGAAAUGAAUUACCAGCUGGUGGGAACGCCGGUGAUGAAGCCAAGGCGAGUGGGACCGGCGGAGUGGUGGCGCCAGGGGCUCGGGUGGAAUCAGAUCCAGCUGGCGGUUCUCGACGCGUGGAUGGCGUUUUCUGUCUUUUCUGAACUCGCGAUCAAGGCGACCGGGAAAGCCGUGUUGAUGUCGGUACGAACUUCUAGGGGAGCGGAAGUGAAGAAGGUGGCGGGGUGCGGCAGCACCUUGCACCAACCCGCGUUGGCCCUAGCUGACAUGUUUCAAGGCCUCCAGCAGUACAUCAAGCGGGGCGGACGUGAAGAAGGUGGCGGGGUAGACAGCAGAGCCCCACUGGGGGUGCAGCAGCACCUUGCAGCAGCCCGCGUUGGCCACCGGGUAUCCCAGCAGCGUCUGUGCUGCCUCCACCUCGCCGUAAUAUCAGCCUGCAUUGGCACCGGGUACCCCAGCAGCCUGCAUUGGCACCGGGUACCCCAGCAGCCUGCAUUGCAUUGGCACCGGGUACCCCAGCAGCCUGCAUUGGCACCGGGUACCCCAGCAGCCUGCAUUGGCACCGGGUACCCCAGCAGCCUGCAUUGGCACCGGGUACCCCAGCAGCCUGCAUUGGCACCGGGUACCCCAGCAGCCUGCAUUGGCACCGGGUACCCCAGCAGCCUGCAUUGGCACCGGGUACCCCAGCAGCCUGCAUUGGCACCGGGUACCCCAGCAGCCUGCAUUGGCACCGGGUACCCCAGCAGCCUGCAUUGGCACCGGGUACCCCAGCAGCCUGCAUUGGCACCGGGUACCCCAGCAGCCUGCAUUGGCACCGGGUACCCCAGCAGCCUGCAUUGGCACCGGGUACCCCAGCAGCCUGCAUUGGCACCGGGUACCCCAGCAGCCUGCAUUGGCACCGGGUACCCCAGCAGCCUGCAUUGGCACCGGGUACCCCAGCAGCCUGCAUUGGCACCGGGUACCCCAGCAGCCUGCAUUGGCACCGGGUACCCCAGCAGCCUGCAUUGGCACCGGGUACCCCAGCAGCCUGCAUUGGCACCGGGUACCCCAGCAGCCUGCAUUGGCACCGGGUACCCCAGCAGCCUGCAUUGGCACCGGGUACCCCAGCAGCCUGCAUUGGCACCGGGUACCCCAGCAGCCUGCAUUGGCACCGGGUACCCCAGCAGCCUGCAUUGGCACCGGGUACCCCAGCAGCCUGCAUUGGCACCGGGUACCCCAGCAGCCUGCAUUGGCACCGGGUACCCCAGCAGCCUGCAUUGGCACCGGGUACCCCAGCAGCCUGCAUUGGCACCGGGUACCCCAGCAGCCUGCAUUGGCACCGGGUACCCCAGCAGCCUGCAUUGGCACCGGGUACCCCAGCAGCCUGCAUUGGCACCGGGUACCCCAGCAGCCUGCAUUGGCACCGGGUACCCCAGCAGCCUGCAUUGGCACCGGGUACCCCAGCAGCCUGCAUUGGCACCGGGUACCCCAGCAGCCUGCAUUGGCACCGGGUACCCCAGCAGCCUGCAUUGGCACCGGGUACCCCAGCAGCCUGCAUUGGCACCGGGUACCCCAGCAGCCUGCAUUGGCACCGGGUACCCCAGCAGCCUGCAUUGGCACCGGGUACCCCAGCAGCCUGCAUUGGCACCGGGUACCCCAGCAGCCUGCAUUGGCACCGGGUACCCCAGCAGCCUGCAUUGGCACCGGGUACCCCAGCAGCCUGCAUUGGCACCGGGUACCCCAGCAGCCUGCAUUGGCACCGGGUACCCCAGCAGCCUGCAUUGGCACCGGGUACCCCAGCAGCCUGCAUUGGCACCGGGUACCCCAGCAGCCUGCAUUGGCACCGGGUACCCCAGCAGCCUGCAUUGGCACCGGGUACCCCAGCAGCCUGCAUUGGCACCGGGUACCCCAGCAGCCUGCAUUGGCACCGGGUACCCCAGCAGCCUGCAUUGGCACCGGGUACCCCAGCAGCCUGCAUUGGCACCGGGUACCCCAGCAGCCUGCAUUGGCACCGGGUACCCCAGCAGCCUGCAUUGGCACCGGGUACCCCAGCAGCCUGCAUUGGCACCGGGUACCCCAGCAGCCUGCAUUGGCACCGGGUACCCCAGCAGCCUGCAUUGGCACCGGGUACCCCAGCAGCCUGCAUUGGCACCGGGUACCCCAGCAGCCUGCAUUGGCACCGGGUACCCCAGCAGCCUGCAUUGGCACCGGGUACCCCAGCAGCCUGCAUUGGCACCGGGUACCCCAGCAGCCUGCAUUGGCACCGGGUACCCCAGCAGCCUGCAUUGGCACCGGGUACCCCAGCAGCCUGCAUUGGCACCGGGUACCCCAGCAGCCUGCAUUGGCACCGGGUACCCCAGCAGCCUGCAUUGGCACCGGGUACCCCAGCAGCCUGCAUUGGCACCGGGUACCCCAGCAGCCUGCAUUGGCACCGGGUACCCCAGCAGCCUGCAUUGGCACCGGGUACCCCAGCAGCCUGCAUUGGCACCGGGUACCCCAGCAGCCUGCAUUGGCACCGGGUACCCCAGCAGCCUGCAUUGGCACCGGGUACCCCAGCAGCCUGCAUUGGCACCGGGUACCCCAGCAGCCUGCAUUGGCACCGGGUACCCCAGCAGCCUGCAUUGGCACCGGGUACCCCAGCAGCCUGCAUUGGCACCGGGUACCCCAGCAGCCUGCAUUGGCACCGGGUACCCCAGCAGCCUGCAUUGGCACCGGGUACCCCAGCAGCCUGCAUUGGCACCGGGUACCCCAGCAGCCUGCAUUGGCACCGGGUACCCCAGCAGCCUGCAUUGGCACCGGGUACCCCAGCAGCCUGCAUUGGCACCGGGUACCCCAGCAGCCUGCAUUGGCACCGGGUACCCCAGCAGCCUGCAUUGGCACCGGGUACCCCAGCAGCCUGCAUUGGCACCGGGUACCCCAGCAGCCUGCAUUGGCACCGGGUACCCCAGCAGCCUGCAUUGGCACCGGGUACCCCAGCAGCCUGCAUUGGCACCGGGUACCCCAGCAGCCUGCAUUGGCACCGGGUACCCCAGCAGCCUGCAUUGGCACCGGGUACCCCAGCAGCCUGCAUUGGCACCGGGUACCCCAGCAGCCUGCAUUGGCACCGGGUACCCCAGCAGCCUGCAUUGGCACCGGGUACCCCAGCAGCCUGCAUUGGCACCGGGUACCCCAGCAGCCUGCAUUGGCACCGGGUACCCCAGCAGCCUGCAUUGGCACCGGGUACCCCAGCAGCCUGCAUUGGCACCGGGUACCCCAGCAGCCUGCAUUGGCACCGGGUACCCCAGCAGCCUGCAUUGGCACCGGGUACCCCAGCAGCCUGCAUUGGCACCGGGUACCCCAGCAGCCUGCAUUGGCACCGGGUACCCCAGCAGCCUGCAUUGGCACCGGGUACCCCAGCAGCCUGCAUUGGCACCGGGUACCCCAGCAGCCUGCAUUGGCACCGGGUACCCCAGCAGCCUGCAUUGGCACCGGGUACCCCAGCAGCCUGCAUUGGCACCGGGUACCCCAGCAGCCUGCAUUGGCACCGGGUACCCCAGCAGCCUGCAUUGGCACCGGGUACCCCAGCAGCCUGCAUUGGCACCGGGUACCCCAGCAGCCUGCAUUGGCACCGGGUACCCCAGCAGCCUGCAUUGGCACCGGGUACCCCAGCAGCCUGCAUUGGCACCGGGUACCCCAGCAGCCUGCAUUGGCACCGGGUACCCCAGCAGCCUGCAUUGGCACCGGGUACCCCAGCAGCCUGCAUUGGCACCGGGUACCCCAGCAGCCUGCAUUGGCACCGGGUACCCCAGCAGCCUGCAUUGGCACCGGGUACCCCAGCAGCCUGCAUUGGCACCGGGUACCCCAGCAGCCUGCAUUGGCACCGGGUACCCCAGCAGCCUGCAUUGGCACCGGGUACCCCAGCAGCCUGCAUUGGCACCGGGUACCCCAGCAGCCUGCAUUGGCACCGGGUACCCCAGCAGCCUGCAUUGGCACCGGGUACCCCAGCAGCCUGCAUUGGCACCGGGUACCCCAGCAGCCUGCAUUGGCACCGGGUACCCCAGCAGCCUGCAUUGGCACCGGGUACCCCAGCAGCCUGCAUUGGCACCGGGUACCCCAGCAGCCUGCAUUGGCACCGGGUACCCCAGCAGCCUGCAUUGGCACCGGGUACCCCAGCAGCCUGCAUUGGCACCGGGUACCCCAGCAGCCUGCAUUGGCACCGGGUACCCCAGCAGCGUCUGUGCCGCCGCCACAUGUCUGGCUGUUGCGAUUCACCAUGUGAUGGGGCGAGUGGGUGGUGUUGGGGUGGGGUGUGGAAAAAAGGGGGGAGGGAAUAUGGGGCCACGUCUGUGCCGCUGCACCUCUUCAUAG